Molecule: messenger RNA, 1028 nt
Organism: Diospyros lotus (date-plum)
Lineage: Eukaryota; Viridiplantae; Streptophyta; Magnoliopsida; Ericales; Ebenaceae
Product: vegetative cell wall protein gp1-like
Exons: 2
Coding region: 326-829 (167 amino acids)
Source: RefSeq, a predicted model, not a curated record
CGUUCCACUCCAUGUCAAGCUUCUUUCUCUCAACGAUUGAUUUUAAAAUUCAAAAAAGGAAAAUGAAAAUCCAGUUUUGUCGUUUCACUUCAAUAUCGCGAACCUUCUUCCACCUCUCUCAAAAUCCCAUCAUUCUCGCUUCAACAAUCUCUCUCUUUCCUCUGUGCUUUGGAGUCUAGUGACGCCGAUCAAAUGCACGCGCCUCCGAUCGAGUACCACGCGCCGCCGCAUUCCUAACAACCCCUCAUUCCAACCGGAAAUCUAAUCUAGGCUCGGUCUCUGCUCGCUCCUCCCGAGAUCGAGAAGAGCAAAGAAGACUUCGGCUAUGGCGAGACCCUACGGAGUGUUACUGAUUGUUCUCUUGGCGAUUCUCUCAGUGGAACUCGCUGUAUCAGCAGAUCCACCUCAGACAGCUCCGAGUCCGGCCCCUGAAAUCGGCGGCGACUCGCUAUCUCCGCCGCCUGAAGCCGGAUCACCUGCUAGUCCUUCGCCUUCUCAGGGAUUCAGUUCUCCUCCAGCGCCUCCACCAUCGGAUCUGGCUCCUGGCUCUUCUGGCACGCCAUUGCCGGCCUCUUCUCCGUCGAAGGACUCGCCGUCUCCGGCGCCUUCCGCACCAAGCGACGUCAAUGUGGAGAAGGGUGAUGUGACCGCGGAGUCUAAAGGUAAUGAAUCCUCCAGUGGAAUGAAAGGUGGACAGAAGGCUGGAAUUGUCGUUGGCCUCAUAGCCGGCGCGUGUCUAGUAGGCUUCGGAGUGGUGGUGUAUAAGAAACGGCAGCAGAACAUCCGGCGAGCACAGUUCGGGGAGGCCGCGAGGAGAGUACUUCUCUAGAUAUAUACGUACAUGUCAAGCUACAUAUAAUACGGGGAUCCUAUGAUCUACAGCAAUAUUGUUUAAUUAAAGUUCAAAGCUCGACGACUACGAUUGGUUAGAUUCUUUAGAGACAAUAAAUUCUGGGUGAUUCUUUAAGCAUUUAAUACUUGAGAUAUGAGUUAACGAUGAUGAUAUUCAUACUUUGAAUUAGGGUGUU